AUGUUGGCAAGGGAAGGUAAGGUUUUUAUUACUGAUGUAGAGAACAGAUUCUUUCUGGUUAGAUUUUCAAAUCAGAAAGAUUUAGAUUAUGCACUUAUAGCGAGUCCUUGGGUAAUCAUGGAUCAUUAUCUUGCUAUCAGAUCAUGGGAACCUGAUUUCCAACCUUAUCAAGUAGCAAUUAAUAGGAUCGCAGCGUGGGUUCGUUUGCCAGGUUUUCUUAUUGAGUAUGUUAAUUCAGGGCUGAUGAAAGAGAUUGGCAAUUGGUUAGGAAAAUUCAUUAAAGUUGAUGCAGCAACAACUUCGAUGGCUAGAGGAAGAUUUGCUCGAAUGUGUAUUGAAUUGGACCUGACAAAGCCUCUGCAAACUGAGUACAAGUUAGAGGAAAGAAUCAAACAAGUUGAAUAUGAAGGGCUUCAUCUUGUCUGCUACUCUUGUGGGCAAUAUAGUCAUGGAAUAGAAAAUUGCCCACAGAAAUGCUCCCAAGAAGCUGAUGUAUCAUCUGAGGAAAGGAAUAUGGAAGAUCAGAAUAGGGAAGCUGACCCCAAAGAGACACAAGAAAUAGAGGUGGUAGAUCAAAAAACAGAUAAUAAAUAUGGACCUUGGAUGCUGGUUAGCAAUCUGAAAAGAUACAACAUUAGCAAUGUAGCAGCACCAAAAAGAUAA
Gastrolobium bilobum is the source of this 663-nucleotide messenger RNA. RefSeq lists its product as uncharacterized. The transcript has a single exon. Bases 1 to 663 code for a protein of 220 amino acids. Gene Ontology annotation, molecular function: nucleic acid binding; zinc ion binding. NCBI's taxonomy places the organism in Eukaryota, Viridiplantae, Streptophyta, Magnoliopsida, Fabales, Fabaceae. The record is from RefSeq and is a predicted model, not a curated record.